This is a messenger RNA of Thalassophryne amazonica, 3836 nucleotides long. It is a transcript of the gene zswim6, whose product is annotated as zinc finger, SWIM-type containing 6. Gene Ontology annotation, cellular component: Cul2-RING ubiquitin ligase complex. The transcript has 15 exons. Bases 1 to 3033 code for a protein of 1010 amino acids. The record is from RefSeq and is a predicted model, not a curated record. Lineage: Eukaryota; Metazoa; Chordata; Actinopteri; Batrachoidiformes; Batrachoididae.
AUGGCUCAGAGUACCGCCCCCUGCAGCCAGACUGUUCAGCUGUGGGCCAGAGGCGUGACGUGUGGAGGAGAGCACCGCGUGUUUGUUUCAGACGGGAUGUGGACAUGGUUUAACCUCAGCGGCACAGUAACAGAACCCACGACAUCCUCAGAACCUGAGGCAGUCUGCAACGUCAGCAUCAGCUUCGAUCGUUGCAAGAUCACAGCAGUAGCGUGCAGCUGUGGAAACAAGGGCAUCUUCUACUGUGCCCACGUGGUGGCGCUCUCACUGUACCGGGUACGAAACCCCGAGCAAGUGGAACUGCGGCUGCCCAUCUCAGAGAGUUUGCUCCAGAUGAACAGAGACCAGCUGCAGAAGCUCGUUCAGUAUCUGAUCGCGUUCCACCACAACGAGGUGCUACCGACGGCGCAGGUCCUCGCAGAUGAAAUACUGUCACAGAACUCUGAGAUCAACCAGGUUCACGGAGCUCCAGAUCCAACGGCAGGGGCCAGCGUGGACGACGAGAACUGUUGGCACCUGGAUGAGGAACAGGUUCAGGAACAGGUGAAGCUCUUUCUCUCCCAGGACGGGAACCACGGCUCAGGGAGGCAGCUCAGCUUACUGUUCAGCAAGGUGAGAGAGAUGCUGAAGAUGAAGGACUCCAACGGAGCUCGGAUGUUGACGCUGAUCACAGAGCAGUUCAUGGGCGACCCAAAGCUGGUGAUGUGGAAGCAGCAGGGAAACCCCAUGACCGACAAAUACAGGCAGCUGUGGGACGAACUCGGAGCGCUGUGGAUCUGCAUCGUGCUGAACCCUCAGUGUCACCAGGAGCAGAAGGCACUGUGGCUCCAGCAGCUCCACAGGUGGAGCAGCAUGGACGUCUGCCCCCUGGAGGAUGGUAACCGUGGCACCGAGCUGACCAACGGCACGAGCGCUCCUGGCAGCUCCGAGUCACUGACUCCGCCCCACAGGACCGUGUUCACGCGGGCGGUUGAAGCCUGCGACCUGCACUGGGACGAUCUCCACCUGCAGCGAAUUAUCACAGAGGACUACUACACCAACCAUGGUUACUAUGACAACCAUGACAGCUCCAUCUUUGAUGCCAGAGGACGGCCCCUGUGGCACGAGCACGUGCCCACUGCAUGUGCACGAGCCGACGCUCUGAGGUCCCACGGUUACUCCAGGGAAGCCCUCCGAUUGGCCGUCGCAAUCGCUAAUGCACUGAGGAGACAACAGCAGAAACAGCUGGAGUUCUUCUGCACACACAAGAAAGAGCUGCUCCAUAACGAUGUGACGUCCAUCACCAACCUGGAGGGUUGGGUGGGCCACUCUCUGGACCCUAUCGGAACACUUUUCAAGACUCUUCUGGAGAUAGGACGGGGCUUUGAGGACGGAGCAGCCACCCCACUCGACUUCUCAGGUUCAGGCAGGAGGACGGAAAAUUGUAUUUUCCCAGCACAGCACCUCCUGGAGGAGGGCGAAUCCUUUGUGUCACUGGCUGUGGAGACGGCGCUGAUUGGCUUAGGCCAGCAGAGGGCGAUACCACAGGGCCUGUACGCUCAGGAGAAAAUCUAUUCCAGCGAGGAGCAGCUCCUGGCUAAGCUUCAGGAAGUGGAGCUAGACGCAACUUUGGUGAACAUCAUCUGCAAGCAAGCGGUGUUCCUGCUGGAGGCUGGUCCUUACAGCGGUCUGGGAGAACUACCCCACAGAGAAAGCGUCCCCAUGCACACCUUUGCCAAGUAUCUCUUCACCACUCUGCUACCUCACAAUGCCGAACUAGCGUAUAAAAUUGCACUGCGAGCCAUGAGGUUUCCCAUCCUGGAGUUCCCCUCCCCGCACUCCGGUGACUCAUCGAGGCCACAGCGCUUCCGGCGCUGGUGCACCAUCAGCCACAUGGAAACCCAGCAGUGUGAACUAGCAUCCACCGUGCUCACUGCUGCCAAAGGCAGCUCUGCAAAGCUGAACAUGGUGCUGGACUCCAUCCAGAAGAACAUCCACUCCUCAUCAUACAUCUUCAAAUUGGCCCAGGAUGCUUUCAAAAUCGCCACUCUUGUGGAGAACCUGCCAGACAUGUCAAUGCUCAAAGUCUCGCUGGAGCUGGGCCUUCAGCUGAUGAGAAUGACUCGGUCGACUUUGAACUGGCGGAGGAGAGACAUGGUGCGAUGGUUGGUCACUUGCGCUACUGAAGUUGGUGUGUUUGCACUUGAUGAUAUCAUGCAGAACUGGUUCAAUCUCUUCACUCCUUCUGAGGCCACCAGCAUCGUGGCCACCACAGUCUUGUCCAAUAGCACCAUCAUCCGUUUGCAUCUGGACCGCCAUCAGCGAGAGAAACUGGCCAUUUCCGCCCGCACCAUGGCCCUGCAGUGCGCCAUGAAGGACCCACAAAACUGUGCACUUUCAGCGCUGAUGCUCUGCGAGAAGGACUGCGUGGCCUUUGAGACGGCCUUUCACAUUAUACUGGAGGCAGCUGCCACAGGAUUGCACUACACGCAACUGUUUGUGAUUGCGCGCUACAUGGAGGAUCUUGGGUUUCCCAUGAGGGCAUAUAAACUGGCCACCGCCGCGCUACCUCACAUUAACCUCAGCUACAACCAAGACACGCACCCGGCGAUCAACGAUGUGGUGUGGGUGUGCAUGCUCAGUCACUCGCUGGGCAAAGACGAGCUGGCGACUGUUAUCCCCCUGGUGGUAAAGAACGUGAAAUGCGCCACCGUCCUGUCGGAUGUUUUGCAGCGGUGCGCACUAACGCCGCAAGGGCAGGGUCCGGUGAUCAGUCGCAGGAACUCUGGGAAGCUGAUGCCUCUGCACAAAGGUCCGCUCAGGGAGCUGCUGGACGCAACAAUCGAGGCCUACAUCAACACGACGCACUCUCGGCUGACGCACAUCAGCCCGCGCCACUACGGUAAAUUGAUUGAGUUCCUCAGCAGAGCCAGAGACACGUUUCUGAUGACGCACGAGGGACACGUCCAGUUCAUGCAGUUCAUAGACAAUCUGAAACAGAUUUACAAGGGAAAGAAGAAACUCAUGAUGCUCAUCCGUGAGAGGUUUGGCUAAAGGAGGGUCAGAAGACCAAAAAUCAGCUGUUUACUUGAGUCUCCUCUUUAUCCUUUCUAACUUGAAGUAAAAAAGCCAACUGGAACUUUAAAAUAUUUAGGACUCACGCACAGGAUAUUCUGAAGGAAAAUCAUCCAUAUAGAAGGUGAUGUUCAGGUCCGGUCCUCUGGCAGUGAAUUUGUGCACGCUGCCCUUCUGCUUAGUGGAAAGUUGAGUACCCCACAUCAAUUGUACUGAACUGCAUCAGGUGAUAUGGGAAAAAAAAAAAAAAAACAUUUUAAAGGGUAAAUUUAGUUUAAAACUGGAGACAGAGAAAAUCAAAUGGUCUGUAAACUCUUAACACUUGGUAUUGUUUAGACAAACUUUCAUCUCACCUCUGUGAAAGUUUGUCUUUCCCUUUACACAUGUAAAUGUCCACGUUGCUCAACGUCCCCGCUGUGAUUAAUAUUCAGCGCCUCAAAAAGAAGGAGCUUUAAACCAAAUGGAGCACAUCCAUCCGAAGUAACAUGUACCUCUUUUUAAGGAUCUGGCUUUACAGCGCCCCCCAGUGUUCAUCACACAUACCAAACAUCCAGUGUGAUCGUUUUAUGCAACACAUUUUUCACGAGAUACAAAAACAAAGUGUGCUUGUGGAAUCAUGGCAGCUGUCAAUGUGCAUUCUCAGGGAUUUCUCUAGAAAAACUCACAAAAGAGAAAAAAAAAAGUUUUAUUGUCCUGUAUAUAUGAAAGUAUAUGUCUGAAUACUGAUAAAUGUAUAUGUCAACUAAUUUAUGACACAAUAUGCUAUGUAAGGCACAAUACUU